This is a messenger RNA of Ictalurus punctatus (channel catfish), 4113 nucleotides long. RefSeq names its product dynamin 3a (gene dnm3a). The transcript has 22 exons. The record is from RefSeq and is a predicted model, not a curated record. Gene Ontology annotation, molecular function: GTP binding; GTPase activity; microtubule binding. NCBI's taxonomy places the organism in Eukaryota, Metazoa, Chordata, Actinopteri, Siluriformes, Ictaluridae. Bases 350 to 2947 code for a protein of 865 amino acids. Gene Ontology annotation, cellular component: microtubule; cytoplasm; membrane.
GGUCUCUGGUAAGUAGUUUGAUGGCGUUUGCGCAUGCGCUAAUGAGGACCGUUAACUGUCAGUGUUCCAGCUGAGCGAGAGAAGAGAGACAAGAACCGAAGUGGAGACUUUUCCCGGUACCAGACUAGUUUUAACUUGUUCGUGUCAUUCCUGUGGUGUGGAAAAGAAAGAUUAACAGUUGAAGGAUAGCAAACUUUCUCCGUGUGUGCGUCCAGAACUGGAUCCGGCGUCUAAAUAGCUGAGAAGUGACAGCGAAACAAGACGAGGACGGGGCAGGGCAAACUCACCGUUUUCCCCAGAUUUCCAUUUGCACUCUCUGGAUGAUUUGUGCAGAGUCAAGGUUGUAAUCAUGGGGAACCAGGGGAUGCAGGAGCUCAUUCCGCUGGUGAACAGACUCCAUGAGGCGUUCGGUGUCCUCGGCCGGAGCUGUAGUCUGGAGCUGCCGCAGAUCGCCGUGGUAGGAGGACAGAGUGCGGGCAAGUCCUCCGUCCUCGAGAACUUCGUAGGCAGGGAUUUCUUACCAAGAGGCUCAGGGAUUGUCACUCGAAGACCACUUGUGUUACAGCUAAUCAGCUCCAGCUCAGAGUAUGCCGAGUUUCUGCACUGUAAAGGGAAGAAGUUUACGAACUUUGCUGAGGUUCGACAAGAGAUUGAAGCAGAGACAGACAGAGGUACAGGAGCCAAUAAGGGCAUUUCCUCCAUUCCCAUCAACCUACGUGUGUACUCACCAAAUGUACUCAACCUGACUCUAGUAGAUUUGCCGGGCAUCACUAAGGUUCCAGUAGGGGAUCAGCCUCCAGACAUCGAAUACCAGAUCAGAGACAUGAUCAUGCAGUACAUUUGCCGGGAAAACUGCCUCAUCCUGGCUGUCACACCCGCAAACAUGGACCUGGCCAACUCAGACGCGCUCAAACUGGCCAAAGAUGUCGACCCACAAGGUCAGAGGACCAUCGGCGUCAUCACUAAACUAGAUUUGAUGGACGAUGGGACAGAUGCCAGAGAUGUGCUGGAGAACAGGGUACUACCCUUACGUAGAGGUUACAUUGGAGUGGUGAAUCGCAGUCAGAAGGACAUUGAGGGAAAGAAGGACAUCGGCGCGGCUAUUGCUGCGGAGCGGGUGUUUUUCCUGUCUCAUCCAGCUUACAAGCACAUGGCCGACCACAUGGGCACACCUUACCUGCAGAGGGUUCUCAACCAACAACUGACCAAUCACAUCCGGGACACACUGCCGGAGUUCCGUAACCGGCUGAUGUCUCAGCUAUUCUCACUGGAUAAAGAGGCUGAGGAAUACAGACACACGGACCCUGAUGACCACUCACGCAAGACCAAAGCACUGAUGCAGCUAAUCCAGCACUUUGGACUGGACUUUGAAAAGAUGAUUGAGGGCUCUGGUGACCAAGUAGACACCGUUCAGCUCUCAGGAGGAGCCAAAAUCAAUCGCAUCUUUCAUGAGCGCUUUCCCUGUGAGCUAGUUCAGAUGGAGUUUGAUGAGAAAGAGUUGCGGCGUGAGAUAAGCUAUGCCAUCAAGAAUAUUCACGGGAUCAGGACAGGCUUGUUCACUCCUGACCUGGCGUUUGAGGCCAUUGUUAAGAAGGAGAUAGUGAAGCUCAAAGGGCCGUGUAUUAAAUGUGUUGAUAUGGUCAUCCAGGAGCUCAUAGCCACAGUGCGGCAGUGCAUCAGCAAGUUAAGGACCUUUCCGAAGCUCCAGGAAGAGACAGAGAGAAUAGUGACCACACACAUUCAGAAGCAAGAGAGUCAAACCAAAGACCAGAUUUUCCUUUCAAUAAACAUUCAGCUUUCCUACAUCAACACCAAUCAUGAAGACUUUAUCGGAUUCGUCAAUGCGCAACAGAGAAAUAAUCAGAUCACUAAAAAGGCCUCCACAUGGAACCAGGGUGCUGCACCUCCACCUCCCAGUCAAAUUGUGAUCCAAAAAGGCUGGCUGACCAUCAACAACCUUAGUUUGAUGAAGGGAGGGGCCAGAGAGUACUGGUUCCUGCUGACUGCAGAGAGCCUCUCCUGGUUUAAAGAUGACGAGGAGAAGGAGAAGAAGUACAUGCUGCCUCUGGACAACCUGAGAGUGCGCUAUGUGGAGAAGACCUUCAUGUCCAGCAAACAUGUCUUUUCCAUCUUUAACAUAGAGCAGAGGAACGUAUAUAAGGACUACAGGCAUCUGGAGCUCGCCUGUGACACGCAGGAGGAGGCAGAGAGCUGGAAGGCCUCACUGCUGCGUGCUGGAGUCUAUCCUGAGAAAACAACAGCGGAUGGUGAAAGCUCAGUGCUGGAUGAGAACUUAUCCAUGGACCCACAGCUGGAGAGGCAAGUGGAGACCAUCCGCAACCUGGUGGACUCGUACAUGAGCAUCGUCUACAAGUGCAUCCGAGACCUGAUUCCCAAAACCAUCAUGCACUUGAUGAUCAACAACGUGAAAGAGUUUAUCCACUCAGAGCUGCUGGCUCAGCUCUACUCUUCAGGAGACCAUUCGGGUUUGAUGAACGAGUCUCCAGAGCAGGCUGUGCACAGAGAGCACGUGUUGCGGACUCACUCAGCCCUGAAAGAGGCGUUGUCCAUUCUCAGCGAGAUCUCCACCUCUACCCUGUCCACCUUGCUCUCAGCCCCUGUAGACGGUCCCAAGCUACAAUCCAGCAUCAUUAACCGCAGAUCUCCAUCAAUCCUCUAUGCUCCUAAGAAGACUUUGUCUUGUCCUGGUGCUCCGACUCGUGCUCCUGCUCCUCCUGCCCCUCCUGCUACUCCUGUUCUUCUUCUCCCAUCUCGUUCUGCUCCUUCUGUCCCCAAAGGCCUGAAGAAGAAAGACUCCACUCAGACACUGACACGCCCCAACCGAUCAGCUCCCAGCAUUCCCAGGAGACAGCCACCAGCAGUGCCUUCCCAAAAGCCGCACGAGCAUGAGAGACUCCCAAAUACAAAAGGGACAAGGACUCAGUGAGAACUCUAUCACUUCUGCCAAAAACGUACUAAGUGGUCGGCCCAAAUUCUUCUGAAGUCUACCACAUCUAAUGCCACACCCUUACUCUUAAACAUGGUUCUUGAUGAGCUGAGAUGAACUACAGUUUGAGGUCAUGAGUUUACUUUUUUUUUUUAAAUCAAUAAGAGAGGUAAUAAAAAUAGUAUUUUUUAAGUUUAGUACUGGCCUGAAUAAUCUCUUUCACAUAACAGAUGUUUGCAGUAUAUAUAAUCCACAAGACACAAUAAUAACUGAAUUUACACAAAUGAACCAGUUCAAAAGUUUACACACGCUCAAUUCUUAAUACUGUGUGUCGUUACCUUUACAAUAACGAUUUACACCGAUCUUUCUGUUCAAAAGUUUACACCCCCCUGACUCUUAAUGUAUCGUGUUGCCUUCUUGAGCAUCAGUGAAUGUUUGCACCUUUUGUAAUAGUCGUGUACGAGUCCCUCAGUCGUCCUCGCUGUUGGAAAGGGGUCAAAUAUGCAGAAGAUGCUGGAGAAGUAAGCGAUGUGCAGGACCUGGAGGAUUUUUCUGAAGAAAAGUGGGCGGUUUAACUGCUCAGGACAAACAAGGGACUCAUGAACAACUCUCACAAAACAUAAACACAUCAUGUCGUUGAUCCUCCAGGUAACGACACACAGUAUUAAGAAUCGAGCGUGUGUAAACUUUAGAACGGGUUCAUUUGUGUAAAUUCAGUUAUUAUUGUGUCUUGUGGACUAUAUGUAAACAUCUGUUAUGUGAAAUAGCGUAUUCAGGGCAGAAAUAAAUAAAACACAACAAAAUCAUCCCUCUUUUUUAUUUAUUUUAAUUUUAUUUUAAUUAUUAACAUUUUGCAGAUUCAGCGACGCGUAUGCAAAUUUAUGACCUCAACUGUACAAAUGAACUCUAAUCAGGCGAGUGAAUGUGAUUGGUGAGCAAUAUUCUGCAGUAUGUUUUAUUCACUAUGUUGUUUAUUCUACACAGUCAGGCUUACUGAAGCCUGCCCCUGCCUCUUGUGCAUAAAAGUCUUCAUCUGUUCGCUUUAUGUGUUGAAUAUACUGUUGUGCGCAUGUGUUUGGGAGAGAAUGUGUGAGAGUGUAUGUUUAAAGUGCUCAGUUUUGUAAAUAACGCCAGAGCUUAUUAAAAAGGAACAUGUUAUACAUGUA